Messenger RNA from Pimephales promelas (fathead minnow), 3575 nucleotides. The record is from RefSeq and is a predicted model, not a curated record. NCBI's taxonomy places the organism in Eukaryota, Metazoa, Chordata, Actinopteri, Cypriniformes, Leuciscidae.
CAACUUACAAACACCAACAUGAGUGAAGCUACACCGCUAGAACAGAAUAAAUGCGGAUGUAUAAAACGAAGAAUUGAAAGUGGGAUCAGCGCUGUGGGAAUGAUCUCUGCUUCCGUAAAUGAUGAUCCAACAAGAGAGAGAAACUGCAGGGCGUCUCUGCUUCAGCUUGAGUGUGAUGCAUUGCUGCAGUUGGCCUCCAUUGUUGAUGUCAGCAGCCUUCAGACGACCAUCAAAGAUGUGCUCAGAGUCGUCCUGCCAAACGUGGAGUGUGUGUUCGUGUACCUGUUGGAGGAGGAGUCUCGGCUGCGCUGUGAAGAUCCGCCCCAUGAGGUGCCGAUGGAGGGGAAGCUCAGAGACGCGGUUAACCAGCAGAAAAGACUCGUGUGUGUCGGCCUCUCGCCAUCAGAACUACACGAGAAACACAGAAGCGCACUGACCACACCACUGCCUCCUGAUAAACGAGUUCUCAUCAUACCGUUAGUGGACCUUGAAGAAGCCAUGGUCAUAUCGCUGAUUUUGAUCUGCUGUAAAGCGCCGACAGAACAAGACGAACAAAACCUCAACGUCCUGGAAAAACACCUAACCGUGGCCUGUAAGCGAGUGAGAAACGUGCAGAGAUGCUUCAAACGGCCACACGGUCAUCAAUCCCACAAUGCACCAGUGGAGCCCAAACCACAGCCAGAGGACUACAGAGAACUCGACCGCAAGAUCUUACAGCUGUGUGGUGAGCUGUACGAUCUGGAUGCCGCUUCUCUUCAGCUUAAAGUCAUCAACUAUUUGCAGAAAGAGACUCAGUCGCAGUGCUGCUGUUUACUGCUCGUGUCUGAAGACAAUCAGCAGCUCUUCUGUCAGGUUGUUGGUGAUAAAGUUUUGGAAGAGGAAAUCAGUUUCCCCCUCAUGUUCGGCCGCUUCGGGCAGGUGGUGGAGACAAAGAAAUCCAUUACAUUACAGGACGUCAGCCAGGAGGAGCGUGGGUUAUUGAGCAGUCUGCUGGGGUUCGAGCCGAGCUCGAUGCUGUGUGUUCCCGUCGUCAGUCAGGCCAGAGGUCAGGUGGUGGCGCUAGCGUGCACUUUCAACAAGCUCGGCGGACUGAGGUACAUGGACGCGGACGAGCACGUGAUUCAACACUGCUUCUGUUACACGUCGACGGUCCUGACCAGCACACUGGCCUUCCAGAAGGAGCAGAAGCUCAAGUUCGAGUGUCAGGCUCUGCUUCAAGUGGCUAAGAAUCUCUUCACACACCUCGAUGACGUGUCUGUAUUACUGCAGGAGAUCAUCGUCGAGGCCAGAAACCUGAGCAAUGCUGAGAUUUGUUCAGUGUUCCUGCUGGAUCGAGUCAGUCAUGAACUGGUGGCCAAAGUGUUUGAUGGAGGAGUCGUGAGCGAUGACGAGAAGGAGUUUCGUAUCCCGGCGGAUCAGGGCAUCGCUGGUCAUGUGGCCACCACUGGGAAGAUCCUGAACAUCAAGGAUGCGUAUUCCCAUCCUCUGUUCUACCGCGGCGUGGACGACAGCACCGGCUUCAGGACCAGGAACAUCCUCUGCUUCCCCAUCAAGGACGAGAACGAAGAGGUGAUUGGAGUGGCUGAACUGGUGAAUAAAACUAACGGCCCGUGGUUCAAUCGUUUUGAUGAGGAUCUGGCGACGGCCUUCUCCAUUUACUGUGGCAUCAGUAUCGCUCAUUCUCUCCUGUAUAAGAAGGUCCACGAGGCUCAGUUCCGCAGUCAUCUGGCCAAUGAAAUGAUGAUGUACCAUAUGAAGGUGUCGGAGGAAGAGGUCACUAAACUUCUGUCCACGGGCAUUGAGCCGGUCCAAGUAAUCCACCCCAACUUUGCAGAGUUCGUUUAUACGCCGCGAUCUCUGUCGGACGACAGCACACCUAUGGGCGUUCUGAGCAUGUUUGAAGACAUGGGCUUCAUAAACACCUAUAAGAUCGACCUGCGCACGCUAGCCAGGUUUUGUCUGAUGGUGAAGAAGGGCUACAGGGACCCUCCGUAUCACAACUGGAUGCACGCCUUCUCCGUCUCACACUUCUGCUACUUGCUUUACAAGAACCUGGAACUAGCCAACUACCUCGAAGAUAUAGAGAUCCUGGCACUGUUUGUGUCCUGCAUGUGUCACGAUCUGGACCAUCGAGGAACCAACAACUCCUUCCAGGUGGACUCGCAAUCCGUCCUGGCGGCUCUGUACAGUUCAGAGGGAUCUGUCAUGGAGAGACAUCACUUCGCUCAGGCCAUCGCGAUCCUCAACACACACGGCUGCAACAUCUUUGAGAAGUUCUCUAGAAAGGAUUAUCAGCGGAUGCUGGAUCUGAUCCGAGAUAUAAUCCUGGCCACAGAUCUGGCUCAUCACCUGAGGAUCUUCAAGGACCUGCAGAAGAUGGCCGACGUUGGAUAUAACCAGAAGAAUCAAACACAUCGCAGUCUGUUGCUGUGUCUGCUGAUGACCUCCUGUGACCUCUCAGACCAGACCAAAGGCUGGAAGACCACCAGGAAGAUCGCGGAGUUAAUCUAUAAGGAGUUUUUCUCUCAGGGUGAUUUGGAGAAGGCGAUGGGGAACAGACCCAGUGAGAUGAUGGACCGAGAGAAGGCCUACAUCCCUGAACUCCAGAUCAGCUUCAUGGAGCACAUCGCCAUGCCCAUAUACAAGCUCCUGCAGGAACUGUUCCCGCGCUCAGCCGAGCUUUACGAGCGCGUGGCCGCCAACCGCGAGCAAUGGGCCAAAGUGUCCAACAAGUUCACCAUCCGCGGGCUCCCGAGCAACAACUCGCUGGACUUUCUGGACGAGGAGUUCGAGCUCCUGCAGUCGCAGGGCGCCUUCGGGGACGAGUCGCAUCGCAUGAACGGGUGCCUGGACGACGACUGCAACAAACACCACCAGUGACAUCACAGGUCAAAGGUCAGAGCUGACACGUCUUCGGCUGAACAUUUGGACAGAAAAAUAGUGUGAAUUUGCCUAAAAACUUCAGCGAACUUAUUUUGAAAAUACUUAGACGCUCAAAGCCGUAGUGAAACGUUGUGUCAGCUGAGAGUUCUAAAGAGAACCGUUACAGUGUUACAAUGUUACAUUUUUUAGAACUUAUUGUUUCAAAGCAGUUUCACAGUAACAAACAGGAUAGAACAGAAUCGCUAAUGCAAACUUAAUCAAAUUAGCUCUAAAAAGUCGUCCAGUUUUCCCGCUGUUUACACGCACCAGGAGAAGCUGAAGGAAAACUAAGCCACACGGAAAUUAAUGUUUUGCUUGAAACUGAUUCAGGCGUCAGAUUUCUCCAUUCCUGAGAUGCGACGGGACUGAGACACACGGAUCAGCUGAUCGGCCUUCUGAAACUCUCUGUACAUACACUCGUGUGUUUUAAAGGGCUACGCGGCCCUCACACUUUUCUUUCUCAGGAUGGCAGAAUGUGUGCGUCAAAUGGAUCUUGCCUUACUAAAGUUUGCGUUGCCUUCCUGAGGGACUGUAUAAAACAUUCAGCCUGUCUGUGCACAGUUCUGGAUAUAUGGGGAUAUCAGUGUGUACGUGUGUGUUUGCACAGUUUGCCAAAAUCUGCAGAGGAACAGGACAUGAAGAGGGUGAUGAUG